AUGGAAGAAAUGCAACUGCCUUUUAAAAAAAAUUAUGACGAAACAAAAGAAACAGAGAUUAAUAUCUCUUUAACAAACAAUAAUGAAAAUCAAAUAGGAUAUGAAAAAACAGAAAAACAAUUAAAUACGUGUGCGAGUAGCGUUCAAGAAGUGCUACAAAUAAAAUCAGAAAUUUAUGAUAACAUUCUUAAUAUGUACAAUAAAGAAACAAAAUCUUCUGAACAUAAUCACAAAAGUAAAUCAAAUAUUGGAGAUAAUAAUUUUAAUGAUCAAGAAAAUGAACAUACGUCAAUAUUUUAUCAACAUAGUUUAAAAAACCAAAAAAAAGAUUACCAGGAUUAUAUUCUAGAUGAAGAAAUAAUCAAUGGAAAUUUAGAAAAUGAAGAUCCAUAUGAUGAAAAUAUUUAUCAACAAGAAGAAAAUAUAUAUACAGACCAAUACGAAUAUAACAAAAUUCAUGAUGACAAAAUAGAGGAAGAUAUAAUUCUAGAUAUAUAUAAAAACACCAUAGAACAUAAAAAGACAAACUUUUUGUGUUUAGAAGAAAUUUUAAAAAACAUUAAUUUAAUAUUAAAAAAGCAAAUUGACCUUAAUAAUAGCAACGAGACUGAAAAAUCGGAGAGGCACAUAUUAUUAAAAAAUAUUUACCAAAUAAAAAAACAAAUCGAAGAUAAAUCCUUUAAUUCCUUAAACAAUAAAGAUUUCAUCAAAUACUUUAUAAAGAAUUUUCAAAAAGAAGAAAGGCGUCUAAGUGAACUCAAAUUGAAUGAACAAACAAAAAAAGACACCAUAAAAUUUAAUAUAUCAUAUAAUUUAAAUGGAAAUAAAAAAAAUGAUCAUACAUAUAUUAAACAAAACAAUGAACAAUUUAAAGAAACAAAUAAAAACGUUCAUUUAUUCCUGUCUCAUUUAAAUCAACUAGAAAAAAGCAUUCUUACAUUUACUCAUUUUUGUACAAAUAUUUCUAAUCAAACACAUACCGAAAAUAAUAUUUAUUUAAAUCCAUUGGAAAAUAAGGUUUAUUUAUUUGUCCAAAACCCAGAAGCAAUGAGACUGGUUCGAAAACUUGAAAAUAAUAUGAACAGAAUAAAAAGUAUUUGUUUACACAUUUGA
Molecule: messenger RNA, 1113 nt
Organism: Plasmodium adleri (nom. inval.)
Lineage: Eukaryota; Apicomplexa; Aconoidasida; Haemosporida; Plasmodiidae
Product: conserved Plasmodium protein, unknown function
Exons: 5
Coding region: 1-1113 (370 amino acids)
Source: RefSeq, a predicted model, not a curated record